This is a messenger RNA of Dendrobium catenatum, 1664 nucleotides long. Its product is annotated as cytochrome P450 76C2-like. The transcript has 2 exons. Gene Ontology annotation, molecular function: oxidoreductase activity, acting on paired donors, with incorporation or reduction of molecular oxygen; iron ion binding; monooxygenase activity. The record is from RefSeq and is a predicted model, not a curated record. NCBI's taxonomy places the organism in Eukaryota, Viridiplantae, Streptophyta, Magnoliopsida, Asparagales, Orchidaceae. The coding region runs from base 1 to 1575 and encodes 524 amino acids.
AUGGCGUUGAUCUUUCGUCCAGAAAUUUCAGCUGGCACAGGAGUAACAGCACUAGUAACGUUCUACCUCACAGCCUUGUUCCUCUUUCUCAUACGCUUUAAACGCAGAAAAGGAAGUGAAAAGAAACAAACCCUUCCCCUCCCGCCAGGCCCGCACGGCCUGCCGAUUCUCGGCAGCCUCCCUUUCCUCAACCCAAACCUGCACCAGUACUUCGCUGACCUCGCCCGAUCCUACGGCCCAAUCCUCAGCCUCCGCCUCGGCUCCAAACUCUGCGUCGUCGUCUCCUCCCCAUCCGCCGCCCGCCAGAUCUUCAAAGAUCAAGACGCCGCCUUUGCAAACCACGCUACCCCGGCAGCAACCCUCGUCUACUUCCGCGGCUCAAACCUCGACUUAUUGUGGUCCCCCUACGGCCCUCACUGGCGCAUGCUGCGGAAAAUAGCCGUGCACGAGAUUCUCAGCACUACCGGCAUCGAAGCCGUGGCGCCACUUCGCUGCCGGGAAAUGCGGCGCACAGUGGAAGUUGUGAGCGCCAGAGCGAAGAUGGGUGCGGCGGUGGAUGUGCGUGAGACUACUUUUCUCACCGUGCUCAACAUGAUGACGAGCAUGCUUUGGGGGGAGCAGGUGGGUGGCAGUAGCGAGGGGGCGGAGUUCCGGCGGGCGAUUGAGGGAGCUGUAGACAUCCUGAUGGCACCCAACGUCGCGGAUUUCUUUCCGGUGCUGGCGCCGCUCGACCCGCAGGGGUUAGGGCGCCGGACUAAGAAGCUCAUGCUGUGGAUUAAUAAGUUCCUGGGGGAAAUCGUCGAGAAGAAGAAGCGGAUUAUGGUGAGCGGUGAGAGGAGGAGAGACGUGCUGGAAGCGUUGCUGAACCUCGUCGAGAGUGGGAAUUCACAGCCGCCGUUCAGCUUGGAUGACCUCUGUAAAUUGCUAGUGGAUCUUAUUGGGGGCUCCGCAGACACCAUUUCCACAGCUGUAGAAUGGUCAAUGGCGGAAUUGCUAAGUAACCCGAAGAAGAUGCGAACAGCCCAGCAAGAGCUUGAUGCCGUCGUCGGAAAACACCGAAUCGUUGAAGAGUCCGACAUCCCUCAACUCCAUUAUUUAUCCGCUGUCGUCAAAGAAUCACUUCGUCUCCACCCACCACUUCCUCUGCUCAUCCCGCACUGCCCCAGCACUCACUGCGUUGUCGGUGGCUUCUCCGUUCCCGCCGGCACCUCCGUCUUUGUCAACGUCUGGGCCAUUCAUAGAGAUCCUCAUUUGUGGGGGGAGGACGCAGAGGAGUUCAAGCCGGAGCGGUUCUUGGAAACCAGCAGGCAAAAAAGAGAUUUUUAUCUUGGCCGUCGGAAGGAUGAGUUUUGCUACUUGCCGUUUGGGGCAGGGAGAAGAGCGUGCGUCGGGACGGCUAUUGGGGAGAAGAUGGUUAUUUACAUGGUAGCAUCUCUGCUGCAUUCGUUCGAAUGGCGAUUGCCGAAGGGUGCAUCGCUAGAGCUUGGGGAGAAGUUUGGGGCUGUUUUAAGAAAAGUUGAGCAGCUCUUUGCCGUGCCGACGAUGAGGUUGGAUACGCCGGAGCUUUAUCUCUAGUUGGGGAUCAUUCACAGCAGUAGAUUGUAGAAGGCUUUACCACUAGAAAAUUCAACUUUAAAAUUUUGUAUGUUUUGAUUCGAUGUUAG